Messenger RNA from Cooperia oncophora, 2511 nucleotides. NCBI's taxonomy places the organism in Eukaryota, Metazoa, Nematoda, Chromadorea, Rhabditida, Trichostrongylidae. The record is from the annotation of a GenBank genome assembly.
GAGGAAUGGCAUGAGAUAUGGCGUACGGAAAGCGUAAUAUGUGUUAUUGAGUACACGUAUCAUCCUAACGUGUCCAGAAUUGCCUCGGAUCUACCGUUACAUGUACUUCAAGAGUUUUUGCCGAAGCCAGUUGAACAUCCUAAAGACCUUCCACCCGAUAAAAUGAAUGUGAAGAUGGAAAUUGGUGGCUCAGAGGUGAUGUUCACUGGAUCGUUGAUUAAAUGCGUGAUCGAAUUGAAGAAUAACUACUUUGGAUUAUAUGAUUCGAUGACUGACGUCACACAUCCCGAAGCGAAUGUAACGACACGAUCCAUAUAUAAUCGAGUACCUCCGAAUGCCCCUGUGGAAGCCUAUAGACCAAUGGAGGUUAUAUUCGAUCUCAGAGUGUUCAACAUCAGAGCUCACUGUCUGACCUAUGCGUCGUUGUCAGAGGAAAAGAGUUUCUGCCCGGUUUUGUAUACAGAAGAGAUUGCUGUUGUGAUAAAGAAGGGUUUCAAAGAAACCAUAAUACAGGUUGGCGUUGGUCCUUGUGCAGCGUAUUUCGAACGUGCAGCCUCUACACAGAAUGACGGGUACUUGACUCUGUCUGGAUUGCAGUUCAGAGGACAUGCAAUGUUCUCAUCAGUUGAUUGUCCAUGGGAUAUGGCUGUCGUUGAGUACUGCUGGCUCACAGAAAUUCUGAUUGGUGAGGUCGGAGGGUGUUUUGGUAGUCCAUCUCAGAUUAUCACACUGGUUAACUUUCUCGACACAUUGCUGUUGUUGGUUAUUGCGAAGGAUGACGCAAAAAUUGUCCCAGACAGGUUCAAGUUUUGCCAGCAUGGGCAAACAAGUACAGUCUGCUCGGUAGGAUCACAACCAGGUCGCCCAUGCGAGUCAGAAGAAAGGCUGAAGUAUCGCCAGAUGCGUAUUGCUGUGGAUGGUGUGCAGUUGGCUUUGACGGAUGAAAAUACUGCUAUUACGGUUGGCGUUGGUCCUUGUGCAGCGUAUUUCGAACGUGCAGCCUCUACACAGAAUGACGGGUACUUGACUCUGUCUGGAUUGCAGUUCAGAGGACAUGCAAUGUUCUCAUCAGUUGAUUGUCCAUGGGAUAUGGCUGUCGUUGAGUACUGCUGGCUCACAGAAAUUCUGAUUGGUGAGGUCGGAGGGUGUUUUGGUAGUCCAUCUCAGAUUAUCACACUGGUUAACUUUCUCGACACAUUGCUGUUGUUGGUUAUUGCGAAGGAUGACGCAAAAAUUGUCCCAGACAGGUUCAAGUUUUGCCAGCAUGGGCAAACAAGUACAGUCUGCUCGGUAGGAUCACAACCAGGUCGCCCAUGCGAGUCAGAAGAAAGGCUGAAGUAUCGCCAGAUGCGUAUUGCUGUGGAUGGUGUGCAGUUGGCUUUGACGGAUGAAAAUACUGCUAUUACGGUAGCUGUCGAUCCUAUACGAUUCACUCUCUGCAAUGCCCAUGAGAAAAGAUUUACUGAGCAUAUUUGUGUUCGAAUACCGCAAGUGAAAAUUCUACAAUUGUUCCACCCAGCUGACAGUCCUACUUGGCUUGAAUGCGCACGUGCGAGUAUCUCUGGAGUUUCGCUUGAUAUUGAGCUACCGCAUCCGGCUUCAGCCGGCCAUUUGGAUCAGUUGAGACAGGCAUUCCUUCAAAAACAUGACAAAGAAUCGAAACGUCUACAUUUCUUGUGGGAUCGUACCACGACAGUGUGGAGCUGUGCAUGUUAUGGAGAUACAGCUUUUAUAACGAAGGACGAUCCGCUAGGACAGUAUUUUCUCAUUCAUUUGGAUCAAAAAUUGUGCGUACACUCAAUGAACCAGUCACCUGGUGUGCAGCCGGGCGUCUUUCAGAACAUAGUGUACACCGACAAAAAGCUUUUCCGAGAGGAAUUGAAGCAGUAUUUUGCGCCAUCGCGAAAGCCUAGUACUCAGAGUGCAAGUGAGGUACCAUCAGUGGACACGGCGUCCUUCCAUUCAGCAAUGUCGAAGACUGUUCCGUUAGAGAAAUGCUUGCUAUCUGUGCGGCCACUGACUGAUGCAUAUAGCGAAUAUCUUAAUCAGUACAACGUUGCCAGUAGAGCAAAAUGUGAAGCGCCGCAGUUUGGGGCACCUGGAGAGAUCGCUCAGUGGGUGGACGCCCGCACUUUCAAUGUAUUUGAGGCCCAAGAAGGCAUAUCGUCUGUUCAUCUUACGCUGUUAACCGCCUCUACAACGAAAGGCUCUCAGAAAGCUCAAUCAGGACUUGAGACUCUUUCGGGCGAGGCUAUGUUUGAGCCUCAAGCUUUGGAUAUCCAACCGAGAACGCAAGAUCGAAAAUUCGUAAUCAGUGGUUCAGUUGGAAGCACGAUGAAGAUCUUUUUCACUCCGCUGGCUAUUGAAGCUCUGGAUCGUUUGCUUGUUGAUGUUUCACGAUGUGUUGCGUUGAUUAAUCCAUCGAUGCUCGUACAAAUGAGCUACCGCGAAUGUGUCAACAAGCAGCAUCGUCAGCCAUUGACUGAGCCACUUUUCACGACAAGUGGGUGA